This is a messenger RNA of Xyrichtys novacula (pearly razorfish), 23091 nucleotides long. Lineage: Eukaryota; Metazoa; Chordata; Actinopteri; Labriformes; Labridae. The record is from the annotation of a GenBank genome assembly.
AAUGUGCGCUUGCGCAGAGUGAGUGCCACGUACUGGUUGACGUUUACAGUUUGGAGGACACUUCCUGAUGCUGGCCGGGUUAAGCUAGGCUAGCUGUCAGAUUUGUUUUCACGGUUUGGGAGAACCUGUGAAAUACAGCGGGGUCAAGUCGUCUGAUUUAGGUAACAGAAAAAACUACAUUUUGUUCAGACUCUACUGACAUUGUGGAUUAGUUUGAAUUUUAAUGCCCUCCAUGUUUGGUAUUCUGUUGCUAGCUCGCUAGCUAAGUGUUUAGCUUGCUAGCUAGCUGUUAAUGUUAGGUUCAUUACGCAGUGAGCUAACGCUUGGCUAACACGCCCAAACAGGUGUCGAGACUGAUUCCUAGGAAGUUACUGACUAAAAAUGCUCUCUUUAAGUCUAUCCCGAGCUGGAUGAGGAUGAGAAUUGGUGCAUUGUAACUAAUAUAACUCUAACCGGUCACACAGGGAUCAGUUUUUCACGACUGGAUGCUAUUCACAGGAACGAAAGCAGGCUGAUUCAUCGUCACUCAUGUAGCUAUCUAAAAGGAGAUUAACCAUUUGAGUGUUAUCUUCUGAAUGGAAAGUUGAUAUUAUUAUUCCUGACAGAGUGGUGAGGUGGUUUAGCAGAGGUUAGUAGCCUUUAGUUUAGCUGGUAUGGGCCGCUGACAGAUGACUCUGCGUUUAACCCUUGUGCACCCCUAAGAAAAACUUCCCUUAACACCCCUAAGGACCGAAACGGUCCCCUCCAUUUUGCUGGAGUAAAAAUAUGGUCUAAAUAAAUAUAUUUAAUUUUUUUUUUUUUUGGCUGCCAUCAUUGACUUAUAACCUAAUCAUGAAUAGCAAAACUUUAUUCAGGUUUUGUAUUUUAACCCCAUAAAUGCCAGUCUUUUUUGUAAAAACCUGAUAUUAUUUUAAGUCAAAAAACACAAUUAAUGAAUUAUUUUCCAUCCUAUAUAUGCAAAUUGUUUUUUUAAACUUUUGAUUAUUAGAGCAUGGGAUUGGUAAACAUUGAUGAGAAAAUGGAUUUGAAAGGAUUUGUAUUUUUUCUGUAGUGUUGAAUAAUAAUAAAAACUUCAAUUAAGACCCCUAAGGACCGAAACGGUCCCCUCCAUUUUGCUGCAGUAGAAAUAUUGUCUAAAUAAAUAUAUUAAAAUUUUUUUUUUUUGGCUGCCAUCAUUGACUUAUAACCUAAUCAUAAAUAGCAAAACUUUAUUCAGGUUUUGUAUUUUAACCCCAUAAAUGCCAGUCUUUUUUGUAAAAACCUGAUAUUAUUUUAAGUCAAAAAACACAAUUAGUGAAUUAUUUUCCAUCCUAUAUAUGCAAAUUGUUUUUUUAAACUUUUGAUUAUUAGAGCAUGGGAUUGGUAAACAUUGAUGAGAAAAUGGAUUUGAAAGGAUUUGUAUUUUUUCUGUAGUGUUGAAUAAUAAUAAAAACUUCAAUUAACACCCCUAGGGACCGAAACGGUCCCCUCCAUUUUGCUGGAGUAAAAAUAUGGUCUAAAUAAAUGUAUUUAAAUUUUUUUUUUUUUUGGCUGCCAUCAUUGACUUAUAACCUAAUCAUAAAUAGCAAAACUUUAUUCAGGUUGUGUAUUUUAACCCCAUAAAUGCCAGUCUUUUUUGUAAAAACCUGAUAUUAUCUUAAGUCAAAAAACACAAUUAGUGAAUUAUUUUCCAUCCUAUAUAUGCAAAUUGUUUUUUUAAACUUUUGAUUAUUAGAGCAUGGGAUUGGUAAACAUUGAUGAGAAAAUUUGAAAAGAUUUUUUUUUUUCUGUAGUGUAUUACACACACACACACACACACACACACACACACACACACACACACACACACCAUCCAUCCAUCCAUCCAUCCAUCUCUUGCUUUUAUGCACGCACAUCGAUGAUAUCCUCCCUCUUCAGGUGCUCGCUAUGAACCUUGUGCGUGCGCUCACACAUGCAUGCACGCACACACAAUCUCACACACAAUCUCAAACACACACACACAUACACACACCAUCCAUCCCUUGCUUGCUUUUACGCACGCACAUCGAUCAGGUGCCUGCUAUGAACCUCGUGCGCUCGCUCACACACACACACAAACAAUCAGACACACACACACACACACACACACACACACAAAAACAAUCAGACACAUGCACACAUACACACACACACACACACACAAACAAUCAGACACACACACACACACACACACACCAUCCAUCCAUCCAUCCCUUGCUUUUACGUAAGCACAUUGAUGAAGCCCUCCCUCUUCAGGUGCCAGCUAUGAACCUCGUGCGUGCGCUUACACACGCACACACGCACGCACGCUCGCACACACAAUCUCACACACACACACACACACACACACACACACACACACACACACACACACACACACACACACACACACACACACACACACACACACACACACACACACACACACACACACACACACACACACAAACACACACUCACACUCCAUCCCUUCCUCGCUUGCUUUUACGCACUCACAUUGAUCAGGUGCCCGCUAUGAACCUCAUGAGCUUGCUCACACACGUGCGCACACACACACAAUCAGACACACAAUCACACACACACAAUCAGACACACACACACACACACACACACACAGAAGGAAACUGCAGGUGCAGAUUGUACAACUGCCGCUGUUUCUGGAAGGAUUUUGGCUAUUCUCAUGGCUGCAUAUGCACACACACACACACACACACACACACACACACACACACACACACACACACACACACACACACACAAGUAAUUCAUGAAAACACAUGCACAUAAUCCAUGAUGUCCCAAAAGCACACCUAAAUAGUUUUUAUUAAAUUUAUUUUCUCUCUAAAGAUGUUUAGUAUAUUUAGCCUGUAUUCAAUGUAUAUAUUUAGUAUUUUUAGUCUGCAUUGUACAUAUUUCUUCUUAUAUUUAAUUCUAUUUUGUAUUUUUUUGCUGCUGUAACAUGAGAAUUUUCCAGUUUGGGAUCAAUAAAUUAUAUAUCUAUCAAUCUAUCUAUCUAUAUGCAUGAAAUAAACCAGCUCUGUGACAAAGGGAAAACAGUGCCCCUCUGGUUCUAAAGGGUAUGGCAGGAAAAAAGAAAAAUGGCGCCAUCUGCUGGUCGGCAUAAAAAAAAAAAACAGUUUGACCCUCAAAGAAUAGGUGUACAUGAGAAAAAAAAAAAUCCAAAAAUUAUACUGCAUUGGCAGUGUAUUGAAAAAAACAUGUUUUAAUGGGAGUCAAUGGGACCGUUUCGGUCCUUAGGGGUGUUUACUGAAGUAUAAAAAUUGCUCACAUGCAAAAAAGGUUAAAGGAAGAAAAAAGAAAAAAAAUUAAAUUGCACCUAAAAUUACACACUUUGGCAAACUUUCAUGCCAUUUGCAUCAUCACAGCCAAAAUUAUCCACAAAAGUAUAGUUACAAAGGACCAAAACGGUCCCUAGGGGUGCACAAGGGUUAAGCGAGUGUUACAUCAACAUUUUCUACACUAGCUUUUAGACUGUGUCUUUAACAUGUUUUAAUCUGUUAACCUCAUCGUUAAUUUAGCAAGGCCCGCUCGGUGGAAAUCAGCCUACUGUUGUCCCCAUUAACUAUAAGUGUACAUGCUAAAUGCUAGCUACAUCACAAUCCUUAGCAUCCUGCCAAUUAUUCAUCUGGCGUGGAGAGCCAAAGCCGCAGCAUUUCUGGAUUUAAAUCCACUCUGUUGUAUAUCGUCAGGCCUCAACCAUCACAGUUAAUCCGUCUACUGGUUACAUGACAUGAUAGAGAUAAAGUGGAAUGUUACAGAAUGCUAUGGUUAAGUUAAAAGCUUUGAACAUAUGAUAUAAACAACGUUUAUGUUUCUAGUUAACUUAAAACAGGGUUAGGAUAAUACUUGAUAAGAAGGCAUCCCUAAACCUACAUUUUAUUCUCUAAGUGUUAUUAUUCUUUAAGCAUACUGUUCAUAAGAUGUCUUCAGACCUAUGUCACAAAGUAUAGUUUAGGAUAAGGGUCAAUCUAUAGUUGGACAAAUAUGAAUAAUUGAGACCAACAACUGAUAAUCAUUUACAGCCAUGAUGAAAAUCAAUCAACAGUAAUAGUAUAAACAUUGAUUUAUAAAACUUGGGUGACCUUAUUGUUGUAAAUGAAAAUGUGCAAUAGCGGUAAGGAUGAGACCUGAAGACUAUAAACCUAUAAAGUUUGUGUAUGUAUUAUCAGGUAGUACAGGUACUCAGAUGUUUUACGUAGGUCAAAGUGGCAGUAGUCUUUGGUGGACCAGUAAAUGUGACAGAGGGGUGAACAGUACAGACCUAGAUGAUAAGACACAUAUGCAAUGAAGCUGAAGUAGGGCACUGUCUGGUUAAUUAUUUUGUUUUAACAGUGAUUGGUGGAAGUAAACACACAUGCAUAAAAUUAGUUUAGUGCCAAGCCAGUAAUUGGUUGACCCAUAGUUUAAGAUCAGCUGAUAUAGACAGUCUGCAAGAAAAGUCAAAAGAUUUUCAGAGGUUUACUGAAGCUGCCUUACCUCUUAAAGUAAGUAGAUAUGUAGGACAUUGUAGUUACUUCAUACACUUUGGGUAACAUUGCAAAGGGAUUAUUAACUUCAGAUAUCUUGUUCACAUUUUAGUUUUGCCUAAAGAUACAUUAAGGUUAAAAGCUGUGAUGGACUUAUCAGAUUGAUUGAUAUUUUGGGUCAAAGUCUGACAGGGGAACAGUCUGUGCCACCUCAUUCAGUUAUGUUUGACCCUUAGACUUUACGAUUCAAGUUAAACACACAGACAUUCGUCUACAGAAGAACAGUCCUGAUUUAAUUUUGAUGCAGUUUCAGAUUAUGUUUAAAAAAGUGGCCUGAGAAAAAAUAUUUACCAUCUUCGAACAAGACUAUCAAUGAUUCAGACAUACUUUUCAGAUAAAGUCCUGAAAAUGACGAGAUGUCCUUUAGUCCCAGUUUACAUAACAAGCACAGUUUAAUCAUGAAUAUCUCCCUGACCCCCUAACCUACUGGUAUGACAUCAGUCUUUCCUGAUACUAAAUCUCACUGCGAUGAAAAGUAUGUAUUGACGUCAUGUGGCUUUUUAACAUGUUAUAAUACUGUAAUAAUACUGUACUAGAUGUACAUAUUAGUAAAAAUAUUUCACCACCAAGCAGAGAGAUUGGCAUUAAACUCCUAAUUCUUACUUUGGUUCAGAAUGUUACUUUUUGGUCGUAUUUUUUCUGCUUAUUUGUCCCUCAUAGUUGCAUGAUUAAAUUUCAAACAGGUUCAAAUAGGCAUAAGACAUACUAGAUGCAAAGCCAGCAGACCUGUUAUCAAAUUCAUUGUUGGAAAACUUUUUGACCCUGUCCAGUGGUGGGAGCAGAAGAGGUCAGACGGCACCAUGAACGGCCAGCUGGACCUGAGCGGUAAGCUGAUCAUCAAAGCCCAGUUGGGAGACGACAUCAGACGCAUCCCUAUCCAUAAUGAAGACAUCACUUAUGAUGAGCUGGUGCUCAUGAUGCAGCGUGUCUUCAGGGGAAAGCUGCAGAGUAAUGAUGAAGUUACCAUUAAAUAUAAAGAUGAGGGUAAGUUGGGAAUUAGGCUCUUUCUUAAAAUAAAAAAAAUAAAAAAAGAGAAUUCAGGCUUUUAACUUUUCAUUGUUGAUAGAUUUUUUUCUCUUAUAGUGAAAUCUGUCCCUUGUCCUUUUUUCUAGAUGAUGACCUCAUCACUAUCUUUGACAGCUCUGACCUCUCCUUCGCCAUCCAGUGCAGUAGAAUACUCAAACUCACUUUGUUUGGUAAGAUUUUAAUUUAUCUCUGUUGCUCUUGCUUUGACAUAUAAUGCUAUGACCCCAAAGGAUUAAAAACCUUAAGCUUGUGGAUGCUUUGAAUCUUGUAUCAUGUGAUAAUGACUUAUUGAUAAAGUUGUAGUCAAAGAUGUUUCCCAUAGCUGUUACAACUAACAGUCACUGGAGGGCAGUCCAGUUUAAGUUUCAUACAACAAACCUUAGCUCUCCUCAAGCAAAGUUGUCUGCACUCCCUUGUGACUAAUUUAGGUUGGAAUUUCCAUGUGUUCCUUAGCACUGCUUCAGUAAACAAAGGAAGUGACAGGCGGUUCAUGGAUGCAUUCACAAGUGCCCUUUCUGGCCAGUUAUACAGGUUCCUAAUCCUAAUCUUUAAAAGAAGUGCAGGCCCAACUUUGUCCAUAGUCAUCCAGUAGUCCUGGAGGCCUGUGACUUUGGGAGUAGGCCAUGUUAGGAUUAAUCACAGGUUAGCUGCACCCUUACACAUCUGAUACAAGCCUUUUAUCUGUAUAAUGACAUGUUGCAUACAGCUGUUAUUUUGUCUUUACAGAAAUUAUCUACAAAACUCGCUAUGAAUACAUUCAGAUCAAUCAACACUUGACUAACAGUAUGAUUUGAAAGGGAAGCUCAUUAAUCACACAGCAGGUAUCCUGGUAUGGGUAGCUCUUAGGCUUGAUGGCCCAUGAUGACCACACUUUGAUGAAAACUUCAUCAUCUCCAAACACAGACAUAUGAUAAACAUGAACAUGCUCUUAAGGCACGCUUUGAUUUACUGUUUCAUAAUGUUUUUUUGUAGAUAGUAUGCACUUUGAUGUUAUUGCUAAUUACAUAUCCAUCAUGAGACUUUGUUGGCUCAUGAAUAUGAAGUAUUUUGUGUGAUGCACAUAUCUAAACCCUGAAAUGUGUCCUGUUUUUUACCUGAUAUGUAGUCAAAAGUAUUUCCAAAGUUUUUUCCUCUGCACCAGGAAAUAAAGUUAGGGUAGAGAUGCUCCAGUGUGGGAACGCAGUGAUCCAUAAAAGUCAAGCUUGAAGAUGUUGAGUCUCAAAUAUGAAAUAAUAAUGUCGGUAUUGGCAUCAGCUGGGAAAACAAAAUUAAUCAAAACCGUGACACACCAUGGACUUGUCUCCUACAAAUCCAAUAACCUAAACAGGAUUCAAAAUCUCCAAACAUCUCACACAAAGUUAGAAUAACAGUAACACACGCUCACUCUCAGAACAGUAAUGACAACAUGAUGUUGUUCCUUUUGCUCUGCUUCCAGUCAAGCUGUCAUCUUGUUGCUGCUAUUAUUAGCUGAAGAACCUUAAGAUUUUUCUUCUUUUUCUUGAAAAAAAAAGAAAAAGGGUAUUGGAUUCCCUCCCAAAAAAACCUGAGUCCUGGCUCAUUAUUACAUGUCAUGACCUCACGUGGAACUGAUACUCUCAAACACAUGUGGAGAUUCACAGCAGGCAGGAGUAGCAGGAACCUCGUGUCUUAGCGCAGUGUCUCAUGAGCCCAUGCGCCUCUGUUUAGUGUCAUCCACGUAGAGAACCCUGUAAGACAAAGGCAUGUUAACCAAUGUAAAGUUUUACUUUAACUCUGUUGUGGUAGAAACUUUUUCCUCAGAGACGAUUUAUUAUUGGAAAAUCAACCUCAUAGCAGUUUAAGGGACUCGUGCAGCUACAGUAUAAUUGGGAUAUUCUGUUGAUUGCUACAGAUUUGAUUAAUUCUCAGUUGAUUUCAUCAAGUCAUUGUGCAUUCACAAAGAUUCAGUCCGGAUAUAUACAGUAGACAAGCAAUUCAGGAAAACUAAGAGUCGGGUAGAAGAGCAGAAAACAAAAUGGAAGGGUUUCCUCCUUAUCCGAUAAGAAUACUUCAUCUCUGGUUUUUGAAUCAAACCAUGCAGACUUGAUGGGGUGGGAGUUCAUUAGUCUUAUCAGUGACUAAUGGCAUCCGUCAAGGUGGAAUUCUAUCACUCCUGUUCCCUCCUUUCCUGAUGGACGAUCUCUCUGAGCAGCUUAAAGCUUAUAAGAGAAGAAACCAGUGGGUGAUGUUACUGAGCUUGUGUUCAUGUUUAAUGUCAUUAUUUUAUGUAUGAAAGAGAAAGCUUCCAGAAUAACUUUAACUACUUUCAGUUAAAAAAUAAUAAUAUCCUGAUUUGCGUCUACAGUCUGUUUGAAUCCGUCACCAUAUCUCUAUCAGCGCCCUUUACGCCCAGCGUUUCCCAGACCCACUAUUAGUUUAAUACCUAGCUGGCAAAGUGUGGGGAUGAAGCCCUCACUCCCUCUGUCAAUGUAGCUGCUAUAAUAGAAGGCUUUGUGGAUGCAACCCUGUGAUCGAUGAUCUCUCUAAUCCGAGGUAUUUAUGGUGUGGGGCCAAAAGAAUUGAGGCAGAUCAUCGUUCAUAAUAUACUCACACUUAGUGUAGAAUCAAGAGCUUUUCCAGAUCAAUGAACUGCAAAAUUUAAAUCUGUGUUUGUUUAAUGUUAGCAGAUGGUACCGCAUUAUUUUCCUGUUUCUACCGCUGAUGACUUUGUUUACAUUUAGAAGAAAUAUAUUUACCUUUUACUCCAUUAUACCGGGAAGAAGUGUAUCAUGGAGUAAACAACAGUUUGUGUGUUCUUGGCUUUUUGUGAGUGUUUUUCACCAAAAUAGUUUUGUCUUUGUAUAAAUUUCACAAGCUAUCAUUCCUCUACGAUCCCUUUUUGAUUUUCCUCCUUGUGGUUUGGUUAUCUGCCGGGCUGCUGACACAUUUCUCUCCAGGCUGACCCAGAUACUCUUAAGAACCCAUGGCUAUUACCCAGAUGUAGUCCAAGAUCUAUGUGAACAAGAAGUUCAAGUUCAAGACAACAUUACCCCAAGUGGGAAAUGAGUGCAGCUAAUGAGAUCCAGAUCCAGUAAUGCAGAAAAAUGCCCCAUUAAUAAUGGUACAGACAAGGCGGUUGUUUUGCUCUGCUAAAGCGAUCAUGAGCUGUGUUCUAUCCAUCACCCUUCCUGAGGUCAAACACAAGUAGAGUCAGCUGUGCAGAGACAGAGGAAAAGACACACUCCAAACAAUCAACACAACAUUUAAUUUUUCCCACUUGUCCCCUCUGUCCUCAUCUCUCAUUAUCUACAGUUAAUGGGCAGCCGCGGCCUUUGGAGUCCAGUCAAGUGAAGUACCUGCGCAGGGAGCUCAUUGAGCUCAGGAAUAAAGUAAACAACCUCCUUGACAGCCUGGAGCCCCCAACAGAGCCUGGUGUGGCUGCUACAGCACCUGACAGUGGUAACAAAUCCUACACACAUGCAAACAUUCACCCUGAAAUAAUAGCUGCAGUGAGACUGACUGAUCAUCCAGUUUUAGUGUGAUUUAAAGCACUUUAUCAGACUACGUGUUGAAGAAGUAAUGUUCAGCUAAGGUUGAGGUCAUUUCGAGACACUUCAUUGUCUACAGCAGCUAAUUUCCUCAUUGUUACACUGGAAUUUUGAAUUUACAUUUGCCAGCUAGUCAUUUUUGACCGCCCUUAAGAAACAGUCAAAAAUGUAAACAAUUUAUUUAACAGCUAAAUACGAGAUCAUAGAAUCUGAGAGGAAACAAAUUUUUUGGCUAAGGUGAGCAGUACCAGCGUCACCAGCCAUCUCUUGUCUUCCUUGCAUAUGCGUGAGCUGGUAACACCUCGCCUAAGUUCAGUUGGCACAUGCAAGUGAAACUAGACACAUUCACUACUACUUCAUCUCCACUUCCUUCAUCAAAACACACCUUUGUGCUUCUUUACAUCCGGGUAGUUGAGGAUUUUGGCAUUGUGGCAGUAGUCUGUAACUGGAGCUACAACUAGCUAGUAGGCUACUACCCAAACAGCACAUAACUCUCAUACCGGGCCUACAACAAUAGAAAUAACAAUAAUCAGUGUAACCAGCUAUUAAUUUAUGUCAUGUUUUUACAUUUAAAGAAGUUGCUUGAGUUCUGUAUUUGUCAAAAAAAUAUGAUUGUCAGCUUUAAAAAUCUACUCUCUGUGGGACACGUGCACAUGUUUCUUUUUGUUUAUUACAUUGGUACAUCCCUUCCCUCUGAUCUUUAUUGUUGAAUGAUUAAACCUUGUCUCUACGUCUUUAUUUACAUCCCACAAGAAUUCUGGCACUAAACUUAGUCCACAAAAGCCGGUUAUUGUUGGAAUAAUUUAAUAACCGUUUUGACAUGAAUAAUUGUCUGGAAUAAUAUGCUACCUUUGUACCUUUUAUAACAAAGCAUGCUGAACUUGACCAGUUGAUUGUGGUUGUGCAACAUUUCAGUUGAAAAAACACUGAUCAUAACUGUGACCAGAGCUGUUUAUAAAGGACAUGUGUGCCCACGUUUCUUCAAUGUUCUUGUUUCUUUGUACUCAAACAGGCUUUUUUACCACCAAGCUUAGUCUUGCCCCUCUCUGAACAAGUACAGAUUCAUGUGAGAUUUGGUUUGAAUCAAGGAAUGAUUAAAUAGAGAUGAUUGGAGUUUGCAAUCUGGCCUCAUACUGAGGUAAACAGGCAAGUUUUUUAAUCACAUAAAACACUGAAAUAAGGACUUUUAUGAGGCUUAGACAGUGUUUAUCUCUAAAUUGAACAGUUUGUGAAAACACUCGUACACACAUUGCCUCAUUCUGUCUUUGUCUCUGCUGACUCACAAACAAUUCCUGUGGCUUUGUUUCUAGAAUCAGUGGACGGACGAGAGGGCAAAGUGGUGUCAGCAGACCCCACAGUGAAACAGGCUACUCCUGUCAGCGCAGCCAGCAUGUCAGCCUUCGACCCAUUAAAAAACCAGGACGAGGUCAACAAGAAUGUCAUCUCUGCUUUUGGCCUGAGUGAAGACCAGGCCCCAGGUAUAACACAGAAUCAAACAUGUACAAAAACCGAGGAGGACAUUUUAAACACAGAUUUUUUUUCAGUUCUUGAUUGUUAUCUGAAGAAUCAAAAACCUCUGUGUGACUUCCCUUGUGCAGCUCCCCCAGCUGUUGCUCCAGAGGAGCGCUCAGGAACCCCUGAUAGCAUCAACUCCUCCUCAUCAGCAGCCCCCCAGCCAGGAGUGCCCCCACAACCUCAGGCCCCCUAUCCUGGAGUACAGCAGGGACCCCCAACUAGUAUGGAUGGUGAGUUUAGUAGACAUACAAGUUUUCUGUUUUACUCUCAGAACAUCCUAAAUCCAGCCAUACCAUAAAUCAAACAGCGUAACUGGUGGACACACACAUACACCGAUGAAAGCACUUGUUGCCAUUAGAGUCACGAUUGGAUGAAUUUCAGAAGACCUCAGGGAACGAGAAACCAGGCAGGGUAGGUGGUGAAGCAAUCACACGCUUGAAGUAAUGGUGCCGUUAAAUCAGAUGAUUUUCCUACAUUACCACCAACCUAGCGCUAUAAAAAUGUCACCCCCGUAGAGUGAGUUGCAACGUGCUGCCUUCAACAACUUAUCCAAGCCUUUAAUUGUCCAGAGCCGCUCUGCUAUAAGUCUUAUAAAUCAAGGGUAGUGAGUCUAAAUGUACGUCCACUGUUGAGUUUUAUCAGGCAUUAAUCAGUCCAGCUGUUAAGUUGUUGAUUUUAAGUCCUGUUGGCCGUUUUUGUAAGUAAAACAAAUCAUAAAACAGAGAAACGUGUUACUACUCUCUCGUGUUUUUGCCAUUACCAAAAAGUCAGUCACUGAAAUUAUGUUUUAAUGAGAUAAUUGAUGCAGAACGAAUCCAAAUGUCAACAAAUACUGUCAUAAUAUGAAAAUAGAGAUUACAAUAUAAUGAGGAAGAGACCAAACGAGAAAGAAAAAAGACAAAUUGGGCAUCAUCUCAAGAGUUGUGUUUCUUAUUUGUGUGUUUUGGUACUUCUUUAAAAUGAAGUUUUAUCAGGGAGUCAACUCCCACUCACAGCUAAAAAAAACACUGCCACAUAACUAACAUAAAAACAUGAGAAUUUAUGGGAGUCAAACUAUGAAAUAGCUAAAUCAUAGACACUCUAAACUGAGGUCUGUUGUUUUUAUGAGUGAAGUCUGGUGUAGUCUGUGGUCUUACAUUCACAGUUCACUUCAUACAUACAGUUUACACUGGGCUUUUAUUUGUCAGCCAGUUUGACCUGUGACUUUCCAUAUCUAAGGCCCUAUAGAACUACUAACAGACAUAAGCUCUAAAACGCUAUGAAGGGCAGAUAACUUACGUUUACCAGCAAUAAAACACCAAAAACAGUCGCACUGUAACCUUACAAAUUACAUGUAAGUGUUUAAAGUUGAAACAAGUAUUUUCCCAUGAGUGACAGAGAAGAGAUGCAGAGUUUUAUAUUUGUUUCAGUCUUCAUCGUCACCCUAAAUCCAGUUCAAGCAGGAAAGUCCUCCCUGUAUUCAGACUAUUAUUAGUAUUUGUAUUUGGCAUUUUUCCCACCAGACUUUUUGGCCAGUACUUUCUUCAUCUGCCAAAAAACUGCAUGUGAAGUUGAACCCAGUCGAAGCUGGUGUGAACACUGUAAACACAGUCAUGUUUUUGCAAGGUGGGAACCUCGACCUAGUGUAAAUUUACCCUGGGUGACAUGCUAAGCAGUAGGGUAAACAUUGAUGUGUUGUUUCGUGAUGCUCAACUGACUAAAAACUAGAAAUGUGCGACCAAACUACGACUCUUUGGCUAGUAAACAUGAGCUAAAGUUCACAGUUCUUUUACUGUUUACCUCAUGGAUCGUAAGCUAAUGCCUGUUCCUUGUGUUUUUGGUAAUCAAAUCUUCUCUCCUGUUAAAUCAGCAAGUUUUGCUGAUGAUGCUUGAGUUUCACCAUUCUGGAAUCUGAAUCAACACUGUGUAAACAAGAGUAUCCAUGGAGUUUAUCUCACUUGGCAGAUGUUAUCUUAGCCCUCCCGUGUCUGAGCUCUUUAACAAAGACGUGUUGGACCCAAACCAAAGGCAGAGAUGAAGAUGAAUGAAAAAAGAUUACAGCUCAGCGUUGGCAAAAACAAACCGAUCUUGUUUUACUCAAUUUUCUAAACACAACACCAUCUUGGGAUCCAUUUUAGGAGGGGAUAAAGUCUUCUUUUCCCAUAACACAAGUUGAUUCUUGUCAGAGUAUCUUAUUAAGGAUGUGUCUGGCUUGUUUCUUCUUUUAUUAAGAAGAAAGGUCCAGACAGGUGCAGCAACUGAGGUGAAGCAUAUCAUAUUGUUAAUCAUAAGGCAGUAAAGGGAGCAGAUUGUUUUCAGCUUGUGGUUUGGCCGUGUUGAAUGAGGACACCGCUGAAGCAAAGGAGAUGCCUUUUUGUUCCACCUCGAGAGCUGUAACUUGCUCUCAGUGCAGACACACCGCUGGGUCCUGACCGCACCUGCAGCACUGUAGAUCAGCUCACAUGUGGUCAAACUUCCUAUGUUUGACUGGUGGUUUGUGGUUUGGCCUUGUUAGCGUUGCAGGGCCUUUCCAUAGGGCUCAAUAAGAAUUUUUGUUUGUCCAGAAGGGAGGCUUGUUCACUCAGAGGGUUAGUCAGCUCAACGCAAGCUGUUCCCGUUGUUAUUUCUCUUCCCUCCAUAACAGGAGAACAGGAGAACAGCUACAGAAUGUCUUGUCCUCUGAGUGAUCCAAUGUUACUGGGGUUUUUUUACUGCUUGUUUACAGCACCUAGAUGGAUGUCAAGAUGUAGGGGGGCUGUCAUGGUCUGCCCAGUUAGUGCAUACUCAGGAGGAAAUGUUAGGGCUGCUUAUUAUGGCAAAAAGUAUAAUCAAGGUUAUUCUGAUUGAUACUGAGAUCACGGUUAUUGAACACAAAUACUCAUUAUUUUUGGACUUUAACACUCAGAGACAAUUCAAAUUAGGGCUGUGCGAUAUGGCCUCAAAUCAAUAACACAAUAUAUUGAGCAGUUCACUCGAUAACGAGAAAUGGACAAUAACUACUCCACAAGCAGUUCACCCCCUCCCACAUUAACUUCGUCUACUUUAGCCGCUGCUCCAGCCAUUACAACUUUUGAACCGCCCUCCAUCUCCUCUUUGUUAUGGACUGGAUGGGGUAGAGUCACGUCUCCGACUUAGGACAGCAUCUUAAAGGGACAUGUAGGUAUAGGUAGACCAUAGCCUACCUACACACAUCCAAAACUAACUUUUAUUAUUAUUUUUUUUUAACACUGAAUAAACUGAUAUGGGCAAAAUGACAUCGGUUAUUGUCGUAAAUUUCAGUAUCAGUAAAAUUUUCGGUUUAUCUUCCAGCCCUAAUUCAAAGAUUCAAAUUAAGAAAGUGUUCAAAUACUUAUAAAUGCUUAAUUUAAGGUUGAUGCAUUUGGCUUCUGCAACUCCAGGUGCCUGAUACAGUUAAAAAUACAGGCAGAAAAAUGUGCCACAUGGGAGGUUAACUGCUCUUUAUUGUAAGACCAAGUUCAAACAAACCCCCUAUGUGAGCAUGCAAUAAUUCAGCACGUUCCUGACGAUAAUUCCCCAGCAGGGAUACUGUACACACCUACAGCUGUUGGUGGUGGAUGUACUUCCAAGACCAACGUGGCGACAAACACUUAAUUCUCUCCUCAUCUUUAACGUAGCGUUUCCCUUAAUCAUCUCCUGUCUCCCAUCCAAGGCUCGCAGGUGGUUGGCAUCUGAUACAUUAAAUUAGAUUCUACCUGGUCCUCUGUCCUCACUCCAACAGACUGUUAGUCAGUACAGUAGCCUCAAGGCAAAUCAAAACAGCAAGUCUAUGAAUCUAAAAAAAAGAGAACGUAUUAUUGAGGUUGAUGCCAGCAGAGCAUGUGUGGCCUUUAACAAGGUAGCCUUGAGCUCCCUUUUAAUGCAAACUUAGUUUCCUUGUUAGCGAAAGAAUGCUGCUAAUCAGAUCCAGAAGAUGCUAAAGAUUUCAACCUGUUCGUCAGCUGUUGAUAGACUUUUGGCUAUAAUUAACAUCUCUGCGAGAAAGAAACCAUCCAAAUGUGUAUGCAGCAGCAACAGCUCACACGUUUGACUUAAUCAGAUGGGCAGAAGUCUGACUGGUGAGAAAUAUUUAUCUAAAAUUGAAACUUAGUUCUCAUGACUCCGUCUUUAGGCAUGUGUGGAGGUCAGCAGAGCUGCGGCCAAGUGUCUCUUUGUUCCAAUGAACAUCUUUUUCUUAACUUUGGGACUUUCUCCUCAAGCAAAGCAGCUCUGUCUUCACCGAACCCCCUUGGUCAAUUCCUUUGUCCCGUGAGCGCUCAGCUAGCCGUAAGCUGACCUCAGGGUUACACUGAAGUAAAAUGAAACCCUCAGGUCAAAAAGCUGGAGCAGCCAUGAAUCCCUCCAUCACUCUUGCAUAACAAACAUGAUGGAUUACAGAGCGGAGAAGCCAAUUUAACACACGUGCCUUCUCGGCCAAUAAAGACCAUGGUGUUCAGUUUAAAGAUGCUGUCAGUGAGGGAACAGAUGGUUGCCACAUCGCUUCAUAGCUUUAAGAAGACCCUACUAGGGUACUCUACUCUCCCUGUAGAUCUAUGCAGGGGUUAUAAGGCUGAAUGAUAGAUCUGAUUUUUAAAAGCUAUAGACUUGGCUUAAUUGAAAGAUAGAUCCUUCAACGCAUUCAUACUGUUUGCAAAUCAAAUAGAGCCCAACCAAGCCAUCAGCGAGCUCCACAUUAAUAAGUGUCAAAUUAAUGGUCAUCGAGCCAUUAAUAAGAAGGAGGAGAAAAUGUCCUUAAAGCAGGGCUGGGCGAUAUGGCCUCAAAUCAAUAUCACGAUAUAAUGAGCAGUUCACCUUGAUAACAAUAAAUGGACGAUAACUACUCCACAAGCUGCUCACCCCCUCCCACAUUAACUUCGUCUAUUUCAGCUGCUACAACUUCUGAAUCGUCCUCCAUCUCCUCACUUGUCUUCCCUCUUUGUUACGGACUGGAUGGGGUGUCCUGUGUCUCCAACGUAGGACAGCAUCUUAAUUUAUUUAUUUGACACUGAAUAUAUUGACAUGGGCAAAAUGACAUUGGUUAUUGUCGUAAAUUUCGAUUGGUAAAUUUUCGGUUUAUCGCCCAGCUCUACCUUAAAGUGAAUAAGAGCAACACUUUUGCUAUUUGGUUUUGGAUUCAGGACAGACAGAGUAACAAAUGUGCAAAACUCGUCCAACUGCAGAAACUUAAUUUUGUAGAAAAUGUGCACAAAGAAUAUUUUGUUUAUUACGUACCCCCUCAAUAUCGACCAGUGUGACAGCACUCUCUAGACUUUCUCAUACAUUGCAGGUCUGCAAGCGAACAUGAAGUAUUUUUCUGUCUGGGUAUUCAUUAACCUCAGCUGCUUGGACUGUGAUAUCUACUUAAUAAAAUAUUUGACGUAGUUGACUGUUCUUGUCAGGUAUAAUUUAAAAGAGGUUCACUUAUUUUCAAGCUUCUAUUUUAAGGCUUUUACAAAUAAAGAAAUGACACAAAAUCAGGCCUCCCAGAGAGAGGAAAGCCAGCACCAGUUGACGCAGCUCUUAAAAAACCUCCAAACACUAGUGUGGCCUUGAUUUAUUUAUACUUUCUCUCAUUUUGCUUUUCAAGUUUCAUCACCCCUCUAUCCUGCCAGGCAGGAGAUUUGGGAGUACGACUAAUGCCUCGUUAAGGGAGAAUACUCGUUUGCCAAUUCUUCGCAUGCUUGCUUAAUAUUCAGGGACAUGUUGGAAAACUUGAUGAGUUAAAAUAACAAGGAAUAAAAGUUUCCAUGUUUUGGCAACAUAAGAAAAGAUUUGCAAUGGCAUCACUGUCUAGUAAUAUAUCGAUGAUUAAUCAUCAAGCCACCCUAAUAGGCGAAACAUCAUGCCCCGGGCUGAAAUGGAAAAAGAAAAGCUAUUUCUGGUAUCUUAUUAAGAUGAUUUGAGUUGCAGAGUGUUCCUAACAUGUGCAUGUAGGCAGUGCACAUGGGUCAGACCAUGUUAUUUCAAGUUACAAGAAAUGGAGGAGAGACGGUGCUUAACCCAAACACAAGGUUGUUUGUGUCUGUCUGCCUUUAUCAUAUCUCAAUCGUGAAAACAUGUCAGCCUCACUAUUGAAGGAUUGAAUUUUUUUCUUUCUCUCUGCGUGUGUUUAUAUCUGCUCAGGCACCUGCACACCACUGUUCUCUGUCUGGUAGCCAGUUCGCACUGUAAUGUAGCAUAGAGGGAUAUUUGUGGGUACUGGACCUUUUUCAACAAAUAGUUACAUCGAAGUGGAUACAGAUGUUUUCAGUGGAGUGGAGCAGGUUGGAGCUGCUCUGAACAGAUGCACAGGUAUUUUCGUGAGAAUAUGGAGAACUUGUGUACGCGUAUUUACUUUAUGAAAGUUGGAUCUGAUAUAAAAAAAAAGAUGAAGGGUAAAGGCAGCUAGCAAGACUUGACAGUAACUUCAAACGUUCAGGAUAUUAUGAUAUUCUUAUAAAUGUUUUUUUAAGCCUAAGACGGGAAGUCCAUCACUCAGAAUCUAUCCAAAAUUUUAUCUUGUUUCACAAAAAUCAAACUUAAAUGUUGCAUCAGCUGUGUCAUUGUAAAAAAAAUCACUCUCUGCACUUUUUUAUGAGCUGCAACUUAAGUAAACACUGUAUUAAAGCCCCCUCUGAAUAAGCUUCUUAUGACAGUGACCUUAAAAAUCACACUGGGAAUGGUCAAGAAAAUUAGAAAGCAUUGUAUUAAAUUUCACACUUAAGAUUGUUUACAGCUAGGUGCACAUGGAAGUGGAUUAAACAGCACCUGGAUCAUAUCAGGAUAGUUUAUACUUUGACCUUGUGUGCUGAUGAGUCUCGUCCCUGUGUGUUUAGGUCAAGUGUACCCACAGUACCAGGCCCCAGGUGGAUACCCGCCUCAACAACCAGGUGCCCCACCACAGCAGCAGUACGGUAUGCAAUACUCUGGUAAGACUGAGAGUGGUUUGAAUUUGAAUGAUGUGACAGAAGCUGCUCUUUUCCCUGAUCAUUGUCCCCUAUUCUCUCUCUCUCUCUCUGUCUCCGCAGGAUACAACACUCAGCCCGGAGCCCCUCAGCCCGGCCCACCACAGCCACCACAACAACAGCAGCAGCAGUUUCAGAACUACCCGCCCCCUUCCUCCCAGGCUCCCGCACCGGCUCCAGCUCCUGCUCCAGGCUUCCAGGGUGGCCAGCAGCAGCCCCAUCCAUCUCAGGCAGCUCAGCAGUAUCCACCAGGAGCCUUCCCUCCCCAAAACUAUACCUCCCAGGCCUCACAGCCCGCCAACUACAGCAUGCCGCCUAGCUCCCAGCCUGGCUCAGGGUUUCAACCCCGCCCUGGAUACACCCCACCCCCUGGCAGCACCCCUCCACCUGGAGCUGCUAACCCAUAUGCCCGCAACCGCCCCCCUUACGGUCAGGGCUACACUCAGCCAGGCCCUGGAUACCGGUAAAAGAGGAUAGCGGAUGUUACUGAUCCUCACACAUACACACCCUAAACCCCUUCCCUGUUCUGUGGCUCCAAGCGUUUGGAGUGGGUGCAGGAAUCUACCGCUCUGCAUCUUCCCCCCCGUACAAAUAUCAAAUCCAAAUAUGAAACCAGAACCCCCCCCCCAGUCUGAUGGUUAGUGUUUGUAUGCUGUCUCUCCAACAUGCCACUCUGUUCUGUCCCCGGUGUUUGUUCUUGGUGUUUAUUUUCUCCAUCACUGUCAGCUCUGCCCUCUCGUAUCCAUCAUUGUGAGAAAUGUAACAAGUCUGUAUGCACACACCUGGGAGACCAAAACAGGCUGUUGCACAAAUUGUCCAUUGGUUUUAUUCGUUUGUUUUUUAAUGGUAACGCUUCAUUUGGGAGUGAGAACAGAUCAAGAUUUAGCAUUUUUCAUACAUGUCGAUGGCAGACCUGUUGUUUACUCUAUGGAAAUGCAUUCAUAAGACACUAAAUGAAAAGUUACCCCGACCUUUUUUUGUCUGUUGAGGUUUUUUUUUUUUCUUUAUUUGAUCAAGUUCACCACCAAGUCGGUAUUAAUGAUGUAUCAAUAAAACUGAACUGCCCCAUGUUGGGAACACUAGCUAAGUGACGGCUGAUGGGAAGUGUAGGUCCCACUGUCAAGAAGAAGGCUUCUUUUGUUUAGCUUGUUAUAUCACCUCCAGUAAAGCUUGCUAUUCCUCUCUUUAUCUUAUCACUGGUUUUUACUAAUAAAUCAAAUUCCACCUUUAAGUGAGAUUAGUUGUUUAUGUAUAAACUGUAACAUUUUUUCUUGAACCUAAUAAAUGAUUGAGACCCAGUUGGACUUCUUUUUGUUUUGAUACUGAGUUUCUUUUGGCCCUUUGUUUCCUCUAUGUCUCUCCCUCAACACUCACUCUCUCUUUGUGGUUUCUGAGUUCAUGUCUCUGUUAAGUUUGGCCUCUCUCUUCCUCUUCUCCUCCACCCUGGAUCUGGAAAAACUGUGGUAAUGCUGGUAUUUCUAUUUUGCUUUCCUGUCUGUGGGUUGUGGUUGGCUGGGACAUGUGGCGGGGGGGGAGUAUGUGGUUGGACGUUUGUGUCAAACUGUCUCACUGAGUGAGAAGAACUGAGCACACAGGAUUUAUUGAAGACAAUUAAGUGAGCUGUGUUGGGUUGCUCUUUAUACAGCUCGUGCAAAGCUGAAAUUACUCUUUUUCUGAUGGCUUUGUCUACUGUAAAUGGUCUGCAUAUUUGACACAGUUUGCACAAUGUAAACUGAUUAAUGGCUAAAUCUGGAGGAAAAAUCUUGGUCCACUUUUUUAUAACCUCUCUAGAUCAAAUUUAGACACAAAACAAACAAUCUCUAAGUAGCUGAUAAGUUGUAAUUAAACUUUAUUCACAACAGGCUCAAUGUAAGGAUCAGGUGAAUUUCAGUGGAGAAAUUGUGUUGCUGCCAUUGGUUGUAUUGUUAUCAUUGUGGGCAUUAGACCUACACAGUAAAUAAAUGUGAGCCACCAAACCAGCAGAUCCUUGUUCCAGCUGGAAGCAGAUAUUCAUGUUUAUGGAAAAUUCAAGACUAGUGCUUUAGUGUCAUUACAUUUUCUGAGCUUUAUGUCAGUUCUGCCAAUUCAGUAUGGUAUAGAGCUGUCAAUCAUGAUGUCACAGCCCCACCUUACCAAAAAUAGAGCUUCAUGAAAAAAUGAAUACUUGGACAUAAAUUAGCCAAACGAGAGCUGACUAAAGACAGAAACCAUGUUUGGGAAAAUUUCUUAAAUGUCUGCUUUUGUGUUUUCUUGUUUGACCUUCUAACCUAUAAAUGUGGUGGAAAUGAAAGAGAAGUCAGCAGAGGGGCUCUGUAUAUUCGUCUUCAGAUGUUGGAGUCAUCAUGAUCACCUUUGAAUGUUGUUUAAAGUAUCUUCAGAGGCUAAUGGCAAUUAAACUCUAAUUAAGAGCUUAACUCAAAGCAGUGCAGUCUUUUUUGUUCACAGCUGUGUUAUUUAGUAAAUCCACAGAUACUUUAACAGUUGCUUUAAUUGACUUAGUUUGACACAUUUGUCAGUGGUUGGGGUUUGGCAUUAAUUUCAGGUCCAAGAAUUGACUUGGCAUUUUUUUUAUACAUUAAGUAACAUAAUCCACUCAUAUCCAUCAUAAUUGAACCGUGUUUUUCUGUGCUAAAAUCUGUAAACUUGUUCUUUCAAAAUCAGAGGCAACAGCUAUAAGUAACUUGACAGCUGUUGACGGUUGCUUCAUAUCUUGAGAAAAAAAAAGGUUUUUUUAACCUCCUGAUUAUAAUAUUGCUCCAAACUCAAAUGACAAGUAGAAUCAGUAAAUAUAAAAACAAGAUUUAUUGUUGAAAAUGAACAUGGUGGUUUAAAAACAUCUGCAGUCAUGACAGAGGUGAGCAAAAAGUCUCUAACUCAGCUUUUUUGUACAAUUUGAAAUUAAACUGGAAACAAAACAUAAAUUAUGUCAUUUGUUUAUGGAAUUUUACAUGGAACUGUGGUUCAUUUAUUAUUUUAUCUUCAAUUUUUUUCUCUUAUUUUCAUUUGUAAAACAUGGAAUAAGACUGCAUGAGCAUCUUAAAUACAUCAAUCUUUCAUUUUCAAGUGACUCCAUUGAAACACUGAAUUUCAAGCUUUGAUUUCCAAUAAAAACUAAAUUGACUGAAGCUGUAUUAACGUUUACCUGAAGUACAUCAAACUAUAUAAUCCCUGGUAUUCAAAUUCUAUUCAACAUCAUAUACAUAUAUGAACAAAAGUUUAAUACUGUGCAAACUGCAACUGCUUAUAAUCCCUUAGGGCCAGCAGAAGGUCAAUUCUGCAUGUCUGUCUUUACUUGUAAUUCACAUAUUCAAAUGUACAAUGGAAGUAUGACUGGCACCUUUCUGUAUACAAAUGUGUGUAAAAUGUGUGUUCACUGACAUGCAAGUAUUGGGCACUAUUUCAGCUUUCUUUUAUCAAAAGCCAGAGCACACAGAGCAAAUUCAUUAACAGUCCCAUUGAUAAAUAACAUCAUACAAGUUAUUACACUUUGGGAGCCAGCUUCCCAACAACUUCUCUGCGAUUACCAUAUUUUCAGCAUUUUCAUUCACUGAAAAUCCUGUAUUCUUUUGUCUGUCGUGACAUUUUUGAUAAAUACAGAAAUUAAGACCAAUGUUACAAAUACACUCUGUGGAGUUUUGUGACACUUUAUAGUCUUGGACAGGGUCAAACCUGGGAGAGAGGGCUGACUUCAAACAGACAGACCCAUCUACAGUGUCAAUGGUAAUGUGAAAGGAAGCCCAACUGUCCUUCAAGACUGGUUUGGCUUCCUCAUCUUCUCCCUCUUCUUCUUCCUUCUACUUCCUCUUCCUCUUCUUCCUCUCCUUCUGAAGAAAGUUAUCCCUCCUAGACAGCUGUGGCGCUCUUACCAUUUCCCAGGUAUGGGUGUACCACACUCAUACCACCCAACAUAAGUAACAUGUGACUUCCCUCCAAUCUCUCCAAAGUGCACAGGCUCCUGUCUCAAGGCUCGAUAAUACCCUGGGAAAAAGACAGAGUAGGGGUUAGAUGCUACUUGAUUUAACAUGCUAAUGAUGUAUUAUGGAGUGUAAAGAUACCUAGUCUGCUUGGUAGCUGGUCAGCUAGCAUCUGGGUGCCUGUCCGUCCAUCCAGAAAAGAGUCCACAAAUUGACAAUGGUCCUCACCGUGUCCUGUCUGAUCUCCUAUAUUAUAGAAUUUUCCUACAGAGAGGAUAGAGGAAGCAAAAGCAAGUUGUUAACAAUGGUAUAGUUCUUUUCUGAAGAGGCGCUAAAGCCCUGUGAAUGCAUGUUUUUAUUUGUAUUUGUAUUUUAAUGUUUGGUUUAAAGACAGGUUGAAGACUUUGAGGUGUGCAAGGAAAGCCUAGGCCUAUUUUUGGACCAUUUGGGUAAUCAACCGCAUUAUCUACACGCGUUUAUUUGACUUUGAGAAGUUCAAACAUGUACAAAUAUCCUUACAUGUAUGUACAUAGUGUUUUAACACCCUAUAAAAUAACUGUGUUCUGGGCUUUCUUUAUCUAUUUUCCAGCAGGGUUUUGGAAAAACUACUGAACCCGUUUUUAUUAAACUUGUUGGGGAAUUGUUGCACGGGCUCAGGAAUAAUCCCCUGUAUUUUGACACGAUCCAGAUGGUUGUGAUUACAGCAGUACUGAUGAUUUUGACAUACUGGUUGUCCUUGCGGGUUUGCAUACCAUAUCAUUAGGACUUUGGCCUUCACAGUACUUUGUCUUUAGUGUCCUACCAGCUGAUUCUUGUUUCAGUCUGUAUUUACCAUUGAGAGAGUCACUCAGGUAGAUCUUGUAUCUCAAGGAGUUGCAGAGCUGGAUGCCAACAAAUUUUCGGUACCAAGUUCUCUUCACGAACAUCUUUCCAUUGCAUUCAGAGUAGGAAUCGGCUUUAAAUGGGAACUGGGUCCAGAUGGCAUCUUUGCCUGGGAGAAAACCAUUGGAAGCAAAGAACUCAUAAACAAAUUGAUAUUUGUAAACAAAAAUCCAAGUCCAGUUAUUUUAAAAAGUGAGCUUAAGUCAGAACAUACUGUUGAAGAGAGGGACAAACAAUAUUCACCUGAAACGUUUUCGCUCACUCGUGGAUCGGCUGCAAACACAAGAGAAACUUGUAAUAAAUAACAUCAUCAAAACAUCGCAAAAUUAAUACAAAGUCACGAGACAUCUUGAAUUACUGUGCAAGACCAAGCCAGACAACCUGCACCGGAGCCCAUUUGGCAAAGUUUUUACAGUGUUUAGCCUCAAACAGGCUGCGCUUUGAUUGCACCAGGGCAAGAGGCCAAAUAAGCAAAGCACUUUUCUCUAAGUGUUGUCAUUGUGAAUUUAAUGAAACAACAUUUGAUCGACCCAGGGCUUUACUUUAUCUCCUUUAUGAGCGAUUCAGCAUUAGCUUGGAGCGUUCUGAUCAGAAAGUAGAUGAUAUGUGAGGAAUAAUCCACAGAGGACAUCUGGGGAGAUAAAAAGUCCUCAGAGUCUUAAUCAGUUCAACCUCAAUGCCAUGUUGAAAUCAUUAGAUGAACAACUGCCUAACAGGCCACCUUCAGUGUUUAAAAGCAGCCCACUCUGCCUGAUUAUUAGAAUUAUUCACAGUGGCAUCAAAA